This is a messenger RNA of Miniopterus natalensis, 899 nucleotides long. The record is from RefSeq and is a predicted model, not a curated record. Lineage: Eukaryota; Metazoa; Chordata; Mammalia; Chiroptera; Miniopteridae.
UUUAACAUUAGGAGGUUCUACUAAUCACCAAUACCUAGUAAUUUGUUAUUUGGGCGAGGGGGUUCAUGAAUCGAAUCAAACACUUUUCUAGUGGUGUUAGACAAGUCACUUAGCUAGCUAGUAGUUGAGUCAAGAUCCGCAUCAACACUUUUUGGUAUUUGCUACUUGUUUGUCCAUGUACUUCAUCAGGGAAUUACGUAUGCUUGUUUUACUAGCAUAAAGAACAAUAUUACUGACUCAACUAUAUUGAAAACAAGUUAAGUUUUAUGGUUUAAACGAAAUUUAGCAAAAACGUGUUAUCAAGCAUUUUGUGGCCUCUGUGGUGCCCAAAUCUGCAAUGUUGGGCUCCAAUAGGGACUUAGGCAUGCUGGUGGAGCUGGGCGAGGAAGUCGAGGAUGACAGCUCCGUGGAAGCAGAAUAUGCUGCCAUCAACUCCAUGCUGGACCACAUCAACUCCUGUCUAGACCACUUGGUAGAAAAGAAUAAACACCUCCAUGCCCGACUCCAGGAACUGCUCGAGUCCAACCAGCAGGUGUGCCUUGAGUUCCAGCAGCAGCUGGGAAGGGCCCCCAGGGAUGCCAGCCCCUGGACUCCAGGAAACCCCCAACCAGGCCCCAACCCUGUCUAUCUGGGCCAGGCUCUAGCCUGGGCACUUACCACCUGACUUAGAUACCUUCUCAAGGGUUGGCCUACAGGUACCUUGGCGGUUCUGUCUGCUUGAGCCAUUCUUCAGGUACUGCCCUCAAUGUGUCUAGGCUAACCCUCACCCCCAAAACAACCUCCCCUCCCCACGUCAAGUGUGGGCCUUGCCUGCCUGCCCAAUUCCUGGACACUCUCUGUUUUGCCCAGGCCUUGAAUGUCCACAUUAAAUGGGUCUCCAACAAUUUAAAAAAAAAAAA